This is a messenger RNA of Siniperca chuatsi (mandarin fish), 3451 nucleotides long. RefSeq names its product delta-1-pyrroline-5-carboxylate dehydrogenase, mitochondrial-like. The record is from RefSeq and is a predicted model, not a curated record. Gene Ontology annotation, molecular function: L-glutamate gamma-semialdehyde dehydrogenase (NAD+) activity. NCBI's taxonomy places the organism in Eukaryota, Metazoa, Chordata, Actinopteri, Centrarchiformes, Sinipercidae.
UGUUAUACUAAUGCUGCCAUGGCAACGACAAUACAGGUAAUAUAUAAUAAAGGUGCAGGCGUACACACGUCUGUUGUUUCCGUUUGUUAUUAUUGAUUAUUGAUUACUGAUUACGUCACUGCCUCCGCUGGGACCGUGAGAGAAAAGCGGGGGAUGAAAGCCGUGGACACGUGACCGAAAGUUCAAGAAGCAAAAAAUACAGCCUCCUUCUGAACUUUCACAUGUGGCCUUUGAUUGGCUGAAGAUAUUUUACUGCUCGCUGAUUGGCCAGUCGCAGACCCGCCUGUGGAAGGUUCCAUUCCCCAAGAAGCGGGGGGGGGAGGAGAGGGGGGGUCCACACACACAUUCACGAUGUUUACAAAGUAGAAGCACACUUCAUUCCGUUCAGACACCUUUAGGAAAUGAGACUUUUAUUACUGAAUUGUUGUUAAACCGAACAAAGAGCGGGAAUCUGGCAUCAACCCCCCCGUUAAUAGUUGGUGCCGCCGGGUUGUAGUCUCCCACCUCCUGAAUCCGCCCGAUCAAUACGCUGUAACCUGCGUCCUACCUGGUGUUGAUCCCCAGCCCGCCGAGGCUCCAUUAGCGCCUUUUCUUCUUCACCUGUUCCGCUCGAGCUGCCGCGGAGACAUGCUGCGCGUGCGGGCGGCUGUGGGCCGGUCCUGGAGGGGGUUUAAAACGUUCCCUUGUGCAGCUGUGGAGGUGAAAAAUGAGCCGAUCCUGGGCUUCAAAGAAGGGAGCGCCGAAAGAAAAGAGCUGCUGAAGGCCUUAGCCAGUCUGAAGGGGAAGACGGAGGAGAUCCCCUGCGUGGUUGGAGAUGAACAUGUGUGGACCAAAGACAUCAGAUAUCAGUUAUCUCCGUUCAAUCACUCACACAAGGUGGCGAAGUUCUGUUAUGCUGACGAGGAGCUGAUCAACAAAGCUAUCCUGGCGUCUGUGGCAGCGAGGAAAGAGUGGGACCUGAAGCCCGUCCAGGACAGAGCCCACAUUAUCUUCAAGGCGGCCGAUGUCAUCAGUGGACCCAGGAGAGCCGAAAUCCUGGCCAAGACCAUGAUCGGGCAGGGUAAGACGGUGGUCCAGGCAGAGAUCGAUGCUGCUGCAGAGCUGAUCGACUUCUUCAGAUUCAAUGCCAAACAUGCCAUUGAGCUGGAGACGCAGCAGCCAAUAGAUUCUGAGGGAAGCACAAACACCAUGCUCUAUCGGGGACUGGAGGGGUUUGUAGCAGCUGUGGCCCCUUUUAACUUCACUGCUAUUGGUGGAAACCUGGCAGGUACUCCAGCUCUGAUGGGUAAUGUGGUACUGUGGAAGCCCAGUGACACCGCCAUGUCUGCCAGCUACGCGGUCUACAAAGUCCUGAGGGAGUGUGGUCUUCCCCCAAACAUCAUACAGUUUCUACCAGCGGACGGUCCGGUGUUCGGAGACGCCGUCACCUCCUCUGAGCACCUGGCAGGCAUCAACUUCACCGGCAGCGUCCCGACGUUCAAGCGUCUUUGGAAGCAGGUGGCCCAGAACCUGGACACCUACAGGACCUUCCCUCGACUGGCAGGAGAGUGCGGCGGGAAGAAUUUCCACUUUGUCCACAAGUCAGCGGAUGUUGAGAGCGUGGUGAAGGGCACGAUUCGCUCAGCGUUCGAGUACGGAGGGCAGAAGUGUUCGGCCUGCUCCAGGAUGUACGUACCAGACGGCCUGUGGCCGCAGAUCAAACGGGGGCUUCUGGACAUCCACAGCAACAUCAGAGUGGGAGACCCUGUGGACGACUUCAGCACCUUUUUCUCAGCCGUGAUCGAUGAGAAGUCGUUCGUUCGGAUAAAGACGUGGCUCGACCGCGCCAAGUCCUCCUCUAAUUUAAACGUCAUCGCUGGAGGUAACUGUGACGACAAGACGGGUUACUUUGUGGAGCCGACCAUCAUCGAGACCACAGACCCACAGGACGCCAUCAUGAACGAGGAAAUCUUCGGGCCUGUUCUGGCAGUUUAUGUUUAUCCUGAGAACAACUACAAAGAGGUGCUGCAGCUGAUAGACAACACAUCCCCGUACGCCCUGACAGGAGCAGUGUUCGCUCAGGACAAGGAGGUGAUCGCCGAGGCGGCUGAAGCCUUAAGAAACGCUGCAGGGAACUACUACGUGAAUGAUAAAUCCACCGGCUCCGUUGUGGCUCAGCAGCCAUUCGGUGGCGCCAGAGCUUCAGGAACCAAUGACAAACCCGGAGGUCCUCACUACGUCCUGAGAUGGACGUCGCCGCAGGUGGUGAAGCAGACCCACGUCCCCCUCACAGACUGGAAGUACCCCUACAUGGGCUGAGAUGGGGUCCGGUACUGCAGCCUGCUGGUCCAAUCGGAGCCCUCCGUCCCUCAGCUGAUUCUCCAAUCACCAACAACACAUACAUGUAGACUCGUGUGACGUGAAAUGAAGCAUCUCCCCGCUGUCCCUCUGUCUCUGCACUGAGCCUGGACAUGAGUGUAUCUGAGGAGUCUUCCAUCUAGAAACUGCAAACCACCAAAGUGGAGCCGAUCGUGCCGAUCCUCGCGGCUCACACCUGAUCUCACCUGCUGGUUCCUCACUUACAGAAUCUUCACUUGUUGCUCAGUGACGUCGGUCGUCAGAGACGAGGAGUAGUUUCAGUGUUUUCUCUGAAUCAAAUUAGAGCUCAAACUAUCAGUCGAUUCGUCAAAAUAAUCUGCAACAGUUUUUAACAAUCGAUUUAAUCAGUUGAGGGGUUUUUUUUUUAAGCUCAAAUGGAAAAAUUCUCUGAUUCCAGCUUCUGAAUUCUGAAUAUUUUCUUACUCUUCUGUGAUAAUAAACUGAUGCUGGUUGGACAUUUAUCUGUUUUCUGUCAACAGUUAAUCGAGAGAAUUCCUGGUAGAAUAAUCAAUAAUGGAAAUAAAGAAAUUCACUUUUUUUUAGGUCAAUAUCAGAACGUACUCGGAGUAUGUUGCAUCUCUAAACACCAUUAACGUCUCAUACAUGUUAAAGUAUGAAACACGUUUCUGAUCAUCUAAAUGAAUCUAAAUCAUUUUAGAGGUUGUUUCCUCUUUCGUCCUGAUUCGUUAGAUUUCGGUGUUACGUAGUAAAAUCCGUCUUUUUGUACUUUAACAGUGACGCUCUCGUGGCAAGUGUCCUGUUCAACAAGCCACAUUAGAGGAAACACACCGCAGUUAUUCGCACUUCAAUGCAAGUUGGCUGUGAAACUGAAGCAGAUGACAACAACAUGUAAGCUGCUGUGAAAUGUUGAAAUACUGAUAACGUUUCUAAUGACGUCACUUUCUGCUGCUUUGUCUUUUAUCAAACAGUGACUACAGUAUAUUUUCUGAAGAGUAUUUUGUAUUUUAAUCUUUUUCUGUCCUCAACCAGACGCAGCUGAUUUAUUAUGUUUUCAGAACGUGCCUGCCUCAGUAACUCUGUAAAUUCAGGUAGUUAAUUUUUGACAAUAAAUAUUAAAUUAUUACCAUCAAAA